AUGUUUUUAUUAUCCAGCACACUCUGCUCCCUAGGCAAUAGUAUAACGGAACGUUUCCAUUAUCCCGCACACUCUGCCUUCCCAGACAACAGUAUAACGGAAUGUUUUUAUUAUCCAGCACACUCUGCCUCCCUAGACAACAGUAUAACGGAACGUUUCCAUUAUCCCGCACACUCUGCUUCCCCAGACAACAGUAUAACGGAACGUUUCCAUUAUCUCGCACACUCUGCCUUCCCAAACAACUGUAUAACGGAAUGUUUCCAUUAUCCCGCACACUCUGCCUCCCCAGACAACAGAUUAACGGAACGUUUCCAUUAUCCCGCACACUCUGCCUUCCCAGACAACAGUAUAACGGAGCGUUCCCAUUAUCCCGCACACUCUGCCACCCCAGAAAACAGUAAACGGAACGUUUCCAUUAUCCCACACACUCUGCCUUCCCAGACAACAGUAUAA
Molecule: messenger RNA, 453 nt
Organism: Pecten maximus
Lineage: Eukaryota; Metazoa; Mollusca; Bivalvia; Pectinida; Pectinidae
Exons: 1
Coding region: 1-453 (150 amino acids)
Source: RefSeq, a predicted model, not a curated record